AACAGACAUGACCACUGCUCACUACGCUAGGGGCAAAGGCCUUAAUGCCAUAUACUUCUUAUAGUAAGUGGAUAAUUGGAAAAGUAUGGAUUAUUAUCUGAAUCUGUUAUUUCUUUUCACUGUAUGGAUAUGCAUCCAUGUCCUCACAUUCAGCCGGAAAUCACUUCCGCCAGGUCCCCGCCCUUUACCUAUCAUCGGAAACCUAAUCCAGCUCGGCAGUACUAACCCCCACAUAGUUCUCACUAAUCUCUCAAAAAAAUUCGGACCUCUAAUGACCCUCAAGCUAGGUUUCAAAACCACUGUUGUCAUAUCCUCUCCAAAUCUAGCCAAAGAAGUUUUACAAACACAUGACCACGUCUUAUCGAGCAGAACUGUUCCAGACGCAGUUCGUAUAUAUGACCACGACAAGGUCUCAAUGGUGUGGCAGCCAGCUUCGGUUCAUUGGAGAAGCCUUAGAAAAGUGAGCGCCUUACAUAUAUUCUCGCCGCAAAAGCUUGACGCUAGUCAAGAUCUUCGUUGUAAAAAAAUGCAGGAGUUACUAUGUUACGUGCAAGAAAGCUGCGAGAAAAAUGAAGCCGUUGAUAUCGGUCAAGCAGUGUUCACUACUCUGCUUAAUCUCUUAUCAAAUACGUUCUUUUCAAUGGAUUUAGCUAGCUAUAGUUCUUCGAUGUCUCGCGAGUUCAACGACGUCGUAAUAGCUGUCUUGAAUGAAGCUGGAAGGCUCAAUAUUGCUGAUUAUUUUCCCAUGCUACGGUUUUUGGAUCCACAUGGUGUACGUCGAAGGAUGAAGGUUUAUUUUGAUAGAUUAUUAGAAAUCUUUGAUGGAAUUAUCAACGAGCGGAUACAACGACGGGCUUCGGAUUCUAAUACUAGCAGUGAUGUACUUGAUUCACUGCUCAUUCUUGCCGGAGAAAGCAAUUCUGGUUUGUCCCUUUUUGAUCUAAAGCAUCUGCUUCUGGACAUUUUUACUGCCGGCACCGAUACGACAACAAGAACACUAGAGUGGUCAAUGGCAGAGUUGCUUCACAAUCCAGAAAAAUUAGCAAAACUCAAAAAUGAGCUUAAAGAAGUGGAAGGCAUAGUUCAAGAAUCCGACUUUUCCAAAUUCCCUUAUCUACAAGCAACAAUUAAAGAAACCCUACGACUGCACCCACCAGGCCCAUUCCUAGUGCCACAUAAAGCUGAAUGUGAAGUAGAGAUUUGUGGCUUCAAGAUACCAAAGAAUGCUCAGAUAUUAGUAAAUGUGUGGGCUACAGGAAGAGAUGAAAACAUUUGGAAGAAUGCAAAUAUGUUUGAACCAGAAAGAUUUUUGGAUAGCAAGAUUGAUUUUAAGGGGAGAGAUUUUGAGCUGAUUCCAUUUGGAGCUGGGAGAAGAAUAUGCCCUGGAUUGCCUUUGGCAUAUAGAACGUUGCACCUAAUAUUGGCUUCUCUUAUUCAGUCGUUUGAUUGGAAGCUAGCCGACGGUGUUACGCCAAAAAAUAUGAACAUGAGCGAGAGUUUUGGUCUGGCGUUGCAUAAGGCCGAGCCUCUUCGAGUUGUACCUUAUCACUUGCAUUAGCUUUCAUUUAAGUUAUACUAUGUUACUACUUAUUUUAUAGUUUCGGCUACGCUUCGUUGUUAUUCGACUUCUAAACAAUACUUAUGUUAAGAAUGUAUUUGAAAAAAUUAUGUUUAAAAACAGGAAGAUGUUA
Molecule: messenger RNA, 1691 nt
Organism: Mercurialis annua (annual mercury)
Lineage: Eukaryota; Viridiplantae; Streptophyta; Magnoliopsida; Malpighiales; Euphorbiaceae
Product: cytochrome P450 76T24-like
Exons: 2
Coding region: 86-1558 (490 amino acids)
Molecular function (GO): iron ion binding; oxidoreductase activity, acting on paired donors, with incorporation or reduction of molecular oxygen; monooxygenase activity
Source: RefSeq, a predicted model, not a curated record